AUGAGAGAAAUUCCCCCGUCGUACGAUUCUCCAAACUAUUACCUGCCACACCACGCGGUGAUCAAACCCGAGAGCACUACCACCAAACUUCGCGUGGUAUUCAAUGCUUCUAGCCCUUCAUCCAAUGGGACAAGCUUGAACGACAUUCUUCAUGCUGGUCCAGUCCUACAAUCUGAUUUAACCAUUCAGAUAUUGAAGUGGCGUUAUUUCCAGUACGUGUUCAGCGCAGAUAUCACCAAGAUGUACCGUCAAAUCUGGGUCGACCCCAAACAUACGCCGUUCCAGAGAAUCUUAUUCCGGAAUAAAGAAGGAGAAGUAAGCGAUUUCGAGUUAAAAACAGUCACCUUUGGUGUUAACUGUGCACCAUUUCUGGCACUCCGCGUACUCCAACAAUUGGCAGACGACGUGGAAAAGGACUUCCCUUCAGCAAGCAAUAUUAUUCGUCACUUUAUGUACGUAGACGACGUUCUGGCAGGGACCACUUCCAUACAAGAGGCUCGACUGGCAAUCAGCGAACUUCGCCACGCUUUCAGCAGCGCAAGGUUCCCAUUGAGAAAGUGGACGGCCAACCAGAAGAGCAUACUCGAAGACAUCCCAAACGAGCAUUUACUCCACGAGGACUUUCGCGAUCUUCAUUCCGAAAGCUUUGCCAAAACACUGGGCGUUCGGUGGAAUGCGACCUCGGACGAGUUCUGUUUUGUUCCACCGCCAGUGUCGAUUAAAUCCACUCAUACAAAGAGAGAGGAGUUGGGCUGGGAUGAAAAUAUCCCCACAGAAAUGGAUCAAAGAUGGCAAGAUUUUUUGCGCAGCUAUUCCGAGCUUGAGCAGAUCCGCAUUCCAAGGUGGGUUGGUUUCCAGCCAGGAGUGAAGGUAGAGCAUCACGGGUUUUGUGAUGCGUCUCAGAAGGCUUAUGGGGCCGCUAUAUACUUGCGGGUGGAAGUAGGCCACAACAUUAUGACACGUCUGCUUACCGCCAAAACCCGAGUCGCCCCUGUUAAAACGGUGUCCCUUCCACGGCUCGAGCUGUGUGGGGCAUUGCUGUUGUCAGAGAUGAUUGCAGCUGUCCUUCCGAAUAUGCCAAUUUCCAAUUCCGACAUUUUCUGCCGGACCGAUUCCACCAUCGUCCUCGCAUGGUUGAGCAAGCCGGCAUGCCACUGGACCACGUUUGUCGCCAACCGGGUGACAAAAAUUACUCAGGUAACGAGCGCUGAGCAUUGGGCGCAUGUGCGAUCUGAGUACAAUUCCGCGGACCUGGCCAGUCGAGGCGUUUCGCUGCGGGAGCUGGUUCAUAGCCAACUCUGGUGGGAAGGACCGGACUGGUUGCAACAGCCGAAGGACAUGUGGCCAACACGGGAGCUAGGACCUCCAGUCACAGACAUAGAGCAGCGUGCUGUGAAGGUCAAUUUCGCCAAGGCCCCAUCCGAAGAUUUUUUGGAACGUUUCUCCGCGUUGGACAAGGCUCUGCGGGUCCUUGCGUACGUAAUACGGUUCACUCAACGCUGCCGCAAGAUGCCGAGGGACGCUGCUGAGCGACCCACCAAGGAAGAGGUCCAAGAAGCUGAAAGAGUCCUCAUUCGAAAUGCUCAGCGGGGAGAAUAUACCCAAGAGCUCAAAGUCCUAAACGAUAAGCGUUCGAUUCCAGUUUCCAGCCCGAUCGCCAACCUGUUUCCAUUUCUAGACCAACAAGGCCUGUUAAGGGCAUGUGGGCGCAUUACGGCCUCAACGGCCCUCCAGUACGACGAGCGGCAUCCUAUUAUACUGCCAUACAACUGUCGGUUAGCUCGUCUUCUCGUCCUUUUUUCACACCAGAUUUCCCUGCAUGGCGGCAACCAACUAGUGGUACGCCUCAUCCGAUCGAAGUAUUGGAUUCCUAAAAUCAAAAAUCUGGUAAAAGCUGUGCUGAAUUCCUGUAAGGUGUGUACUAUUUACAGGAAGAGAGUCCAGACGCAAUUGAUGGGCGAUCUCCCUACCGAUCGAGUUUCCUUUUCCAGGCCAUUCACAUAUACGGGCAUGGAUUAUGCAGGCCCGUUUGAAAUUAAAAACUAUACUGGCAGAGCAUGCCUUAUUACCAAGGGAUAUGUUUGCGUGUUUGUGUGUUUUUCCACGAAGGCUAUCCAUUUAGAGCCUACGUCCGACCUGACAACGGAGAAGUUCCUCGCGGCAUUUGCCCGAUUCCUCGCAAGAAGAGGUUGUCCACAGCGAGUCCAUUCGGAUAAUGGCAAAACCUUUGUGGGGGCAGCGACUCUACUUUCUAGAGAUUUCAUGCAGACGAUCAAGGAGUCUGUAGCUGGAACCUAUAGCCAUCAGGGACUUGUGUGGCGGUUCAUUCCACCAGGGGCUCCACAUAUGGGAGGAUUGUGGGAGGCUGGAGUAAAGAGCUUCAAGGCACUCUUUUACAAGUCGACGUCAAGUCGGAAGUACACGUUUGAAGAGUUCGCCACGCUUCUCGCCAAAGUUGAAGCCUGCCUUAAUUCCAGGCCGCUGUCUCCCAUGUCCGAAAAUCCAACUGAGUUAUUGGCAUUGACGCCAGGCCAUUUUCUGAUUGGGGGACCUUUGCUUUCAACAGCUGAACCUGAAAUUAAGGGCGAUGCUCAGUCAAUUAUAAAUCGCUGGCAGCACUUAAAGGCCCUACAUCAGCAGUUCAGUGCGCGAUGGAAGGAGGAGUACUUAAAGGAACUUCACAAGCGCAAUAAGUGGCCGACUCCUUCCAGAGAUAUCCAAGUCGAUGACAUGGUGGUCGUCAAAGAAGACAACAUGCCCUCAAACGAAUGGCGGCUCGGCAGAGUUGUAUCUGUUCUUCCAGGAGCUGAUAGUAGAGUUCGCGUAGUUGAGAUCCGUACUGCUCGAGGGACUAUAACACGUCCCAUCCACAAACUAGUACUUCUUCCUAUGGAGGACCAGGCAACCUCCGCCUUUCCGAAAUAA
Molecule: messenger RNA, 2925 nt
Organism: Drosophila ficusphila
Lineage: Eukaryota; Metazoa; Arthropoda; Insecta; Diptera; Drosophilidae
Exons: 2
Coding region: 1-2925 (974 amino acids)
Biological process (GO): DNA integration
Molecular function (GO): nucleic acid binding
Source: RefSeq, a predicted model, not a curated record